Molecule: messenger RNA, 1428 nt
Organism: Fraxinus pennsylvanica
Lineage: Eukaryota; Viridiplantae; Streptophyta; Magnoliopsida; Lamiales; Oleaceae
Source: the annotation of a GenBank genome assembly
AUGGCAGUAGCAAACCCCCAUCAGCCAGCAAAUGUCCAGCCCCAACCCCCUUUCCCAACCUACCAUACAGCAGUAGACCUUCCCUCCCAGGCCCGUCUCCUCUGUGAAAUCGUCGAAACCGUCCCAAUUCAUGACCUCGAGGCCCGUCUUGCCUCUACGCAAAUCAAGCCCGAGCCCGAGACGGUGCAGCAGGUUUUGAAGCUUUUGUAUAAUUCCCCUUCUGCCGCCGUCAAGUUCUUCGGGUGGUCUGGGCUGACUCGAAAGCAUAGCGAGUAUUCGUGGAAUCUUAUGGUGGAUUUGUUAGGAAAGAAUCGGUUAUUUGAGCCCAUGUGGGAUGCUGUGCGGUCCAUGAAGCAGGAAGGUGUUCUGUCGUUGACGACUUUUGUCUCGGUUUUUGGGAGUUAUUGUGCUGCUGGAAGGUUAGGUGAGGCUGUCAUGAGUUUUGACGUUAUGGAAAGGUAUGGGAUUCAACCUGAUAUUAUUGCAGUGAAUUGUUUACUGAGUGCAAUCUGUAGAGAAGAUAACCAAACUGAGAAAGCACUUGAGUUCUUUGAAAGGAUGAAAACUAAGAUACCUCCGGAUGCAGACACAUUUGCCAUUUUAUUGGAAGGAUGGGAAAAGGAAGGGAACGUGGCUAAGGCAAAGACCACCUUUGGGGAGAUGGUGAUUCGGGUGGGUUGGAGCCCACAGUACAUUUCUGCUUAUGAUGCAUUUCUGAAUACUCUUUUACGUGGGUCACAGGCUGAUGAGGCAAUCAAGUUCUUGCAGGUGAUGAAGGGAAAGAACUGCUUGCCAGGUUUGAAAUUCUUUUGUAACGCUCUUGAUAUUCUUGUUAAACAGAAUGACUCGGCUCGUGCCGUUCUGUUGUGGGGUAUAAUGGUAGGUAGUGGGUUGGUUCCAAAUUUGAUAAUGUACAAUGCCAUGAUUGGCUUGCUUUGCAACAACAAUGAUACUGACAAUGCCUUCCGUCUUCUCGACGCGAUGGUUUUCCAUGGUGCUUUUCCUGAUUCUUUGACAUAUAAUAUGAUUUUCGAAUGCUUGAUCAAGAAUAAGAAGGUGCGCCAAGUGGGUAAGUUCUUUAAUGAAAUGAUCAAGAACGAGUGGUCUCCAACCCCUGCAAAUUUCACUGCUGCAAUCAAAAUGUUAUUUGAUGGCGAUGAUCCGGGGAUGGCAAUUGAGAUUUGGGACUAUAUGGUUAAAAACAGCAUUUCACCUUGUGAUGAUGCCGCAAAUGCCUUGCUUCUUGGGUUCUGUAGUUUGGGGAGAAUAACAGAGGUAAGAAGGUUUGCAGAGAAGAUGAUAGAUGGAAAACUCAUCAUCUCUGAGUCGACGAUGACAAAGGUGAAGAAUGCUUGUUAUAAAGAGGGAAGAAAUUCACGUGAAUUGUAUGAUUAUCUUCUAAGGAAGUGGAAGUCUUCCUGUCUCUAA